Messenger RNA from Lathyrus oleraceus (garden pea), 1516 nucleotides. Its product is annotated as putative zinc finger protein At1g68190. The transcript has 4 exons. NCBI's taxonomy places the organism in Eukaryota, Viridiplantae, Streptophyta, Magnoliopsida, Fabales, Fabaceae. The record is from RefSeq and is a predicted model, not a curated record. Bases 194 to 1018 code for a protein of 274 amino acids. Gene Ontology annotation, molecular function: zinc ion binding.
GUCAUUUCCCCAAUUGGGUAAAAACUAGAACAACGCAUGACUCAUGCUUCAGAAUCUAACUCUACAACCACACUGCAAUAACAGGAAAAUGAAGCAAAAACUUGUUUACUUUCCCUGACAUCAAUUUCCAUCUCUCUCUCUCUCUGAAAAAUCACAAGAAAACUUCACAUGAUUGUGAGCUUUUAUAAUUUCAAUGGAGAAAGUUUGUGAGUUCUGCACAGCAUUAAGGCCACUUGUUUACUGUAAUGCCGAUGCAGCAUAUCUUUGUCUAUCCUGUGAUGCAAAAGUCCAUUGGGCGAACGAGUUGUCCGGCCGUCACCCCCGGACCCUUGUGUGCAACUCGUGCAAAUGUCAUCUUGCUCAUGUUCAAUGCUUGGAUCACAAAAUGUUAAUCUGUCGAGACUGUGAUCAAAAUCUGCACGAUGGUUCUUCACCGCAUCGCAGACGAGCUGUCAAGACCUUCAUCGGCUGCCCUUCUGCCAAAGAGUUUGCAACACUCUGGGGAUUUGAGUUUAAGGAUAUUGAAAAGUGUGUUAAUCAGAAGGAUCAGUUUGCAUCUGCUUCUCGUGUUUCAACGUUCGAUAGCGGCUCUAGCAGUCGACUAGGUCAGAUAAUGUUCAACGAUCAAGAGCGGAGAACCAUUCUGCAGCAGAUCGUUGAUUUGAAACGGUUUCAGCUAAAUGAGGAGAAUGAUCAUUCUACAAAAAUAAAUGGACUGCAUGUGGAUGAAAAACUCAAUCAGCAAGCACAAAAAUCCCAGGAUUCUGCUAUUAAUCUUCUGGCGGAAGACAAUCCAAUCGAAGAGGUGAACCUCGAAACGUUCUCGUCUGUGUUUUCGCAACUUGAUAAUUUAUCUUCAUCUUCAGCUAUGGACCUUCCCUUGAAUGGAGAAUUGUUUUGGACUUACAAAAGUUCACUUCAAAAUAAUCAGAACUUGCGAAUCUUAUCAAUGUUUGCAGUUAUGGUCCCAAAAUAUUCAAGACCUGGGAAUAUGCGAAGAACUUGCUUGUCGAGAUGAUUUUAACAUGCCCGACGUUGACUUAACAUUCCAAAAUUAUGAAGAACUAUUCGAAGGAGAUCAAGAUCCAAUUAGAGUCAUGUUUGGUGGCAAAGAUCUCUCUUGUUCUUCUUUAGAGAAAGAUUUAUCAGUUGAUGAGUCAGAUAUCGACAAUCCAAGUGUAAUCGAGAUCUGAAUAUCUACCUUCAAUCGACAAAUUUCCACUUCCUCUCAGUGAAUUGAUGUUCAAACUUCAAAGUGCUAGAUCAGAAUCAAACCAUAACAGAAAAUCAUCAUAAGAUUUCUUACAGCAGCUUACAACAAUGUGAAACUCUUAAACUUUAUACAUGAUUUGUAUUAUUGACAUAAAUUAAUACUCGACGUCCGUUAUCAUUAGUCAUGGCAAAUAUUCAUUUGAAUUUUUUUUUUCUGUAAUUUGAUUUAGAAUGAUACCAUAUAUACUGAAAAGUUGUUGCAUUCAAGAUUCAAAAAUCUUGGUAAAAUGUUACUCUAAACCAA